AAAGACUGGGAGAAACCUGUGUGUGGGGAAGUCAGCCCCUCAGUACAGCAACAACAACUGCGACAAAUAAUUCAGCAGUCAUGGACUCCUCUGAAUGCCACAGGAAAAAAGUCGCUGUCAUUGGUGGAGGCUUGGUUGGAUCAUUAAAUGCAUGCUUCCUUGCAAAGAGGAAUUUCCAGGUUGAUGUAUAUGAAGCUAGGGAAGAUAUUCGAGUGGCUAAAUUUACACGUGGAAGAAGCAUUAACUUGGCCCUUUCUUAUAGAGGACGACAAGCCUUGAAAGCCAUUGGCCUGGAAGAUCAGAUUGUAUCCCAAGGUGUUCCCAUGAGAGCAAGAAUGAUUCACUCUCUUUCAGGUAAAAAGUCUGCAAUUCCCUAUGGGACAAAGUCACAGUAUAUUCUUUCUAUAAGCAGAGAAAAUUUAAACAAGGAUCUAUUGAAUGCUGUUGAGAAAUACUCCAAUGCCAAGGUGCACUUUGGCCACAGGCUGUUGAAAUGUAAUCUUGAGGAAGGAACAAUCACGGUGCUUGGACCUGAUAAUGUUCCCAAAGAUGUCACUUGUGACCUCACUGUAGGAUGUGAUGGAGCCUAUUCAACAGUCAGAACUCACCUCAUGAAGAAACCCCGUUUUGAUUACAGUCAGCAAUACAUUCCUCAUGGGUACAUAGAGUUGACUAUUCCACCUAAGAACGGGGAUUAUGCCAUGGAACCUAAUUAUCUGCAUAUUUGGCCUAGAAAUACCUUUAUGAUGAUUGCACUUCCUAACAUGAACAAAUCUUUCACGUGCACUUUGUUCAUGCCCUUUGAAGAAUUUGAGAAACUUCUAACCGGAAGUGAUGUGCUGGACUUCUUCCAGAAGCACUUUCCAGAUUCCAUCCCUCUAAUUGGAGCGCAAGCCCUAGCACAAGAUUACUUUCUGUUGCCUGCUCAGCCCAUGAUAUCCAUAAAGUGCUCUUCUUUUCACUUUAAAUCUCACUGUGUGCUGAUGGGAGAUGCAGCACAUGCCAUUGUGCCAUUUUUUGGGCAAGGAAUGAAUGCGGGCUUUGAAGACUGCUUGGUAUUUGAUGAGUUAAUGGAAAAGUUCAAUAAUGAUCUUAGUAUAUGUCUUCCUGAAUUCUCAAGAUUUAGAAUUCCAGAUGACCAUGCAAUUUCGGACCUAUCCAUGUAUAAUUACAUAGAGAUGCGAGCACAUGUCAACUCAAGGUGGUUCAUUUUUCAAAAGAACAUAGAGAGAGUUCUUCAUUGUAUUAUGCCAUCUACUUUUAUCCCUCUCUAUACCAUGGUCACUUUUUCCAGAAUAAGAUACCAUGAGGCAGUGCUACGCUGGCAUUGGCAAAAAAAGGUGAUAAACAGAGGACUCUUUUUCUUUGGAUCACUGAUCACCAUUGGUGGUUACUACCUACUUGUACACUACAUGUCGCUGAGACCUCUGGACCACUUGAGAAGACCAUGGAAUUGGAUCAUUUACUUCCAAAAAACAGGAUCUAUUUCUCUAAUAACUCCAGGAAAUCACUAGAACAGAUUCUGUUUAUUUACUAGGUGAUAUAAACGUUCUGAAGUAGCAACUGAUUCCUUUGUGAUCAAAAUUAAGGAUUGAAACCAUGUCUCCAUCAUAUUUAAUUCAUGAUGGGAAGAUAAUUGUGAGCUUAUAAUUAAAUUCAAAUGUAGACUUUC
Molecule: messenger RNA, 1672 nt
Organism: Lepus europaeus (European hare)
Lineage: Eukaryota; Metazoa; Chordata; Mammalia; Lagomorpha; Leporidae
Gene: KMO
Product: kynurenine 3-monooxygenase
Exons: 15
Coding region: 81-1514 (477 amino acids)
Biological process (GO): NAD+ metabolic process; quinolinate biosynthetic process; L-tryptophan catabolic process
Cellular component (GO): mitochondrial outer membrane
Molecular function (GO): FAD binding; kynurenine 3-monooxygenase activity; NAD(P)H oxidase H2O2-forming activity
Source: RefSeq, a predicted model, not a curated record